Molecule: messenger RNA, 846 nt
Organism: Bufo bufo (common toad)
Lineage: Eukaryota; Metazoa; Chordata; Amphibia; Anura; Bufonidae
Exons: 3
Coding region: 1-732 (243 amino acids)
Source: RefSeq, a predicted model, not a curated record
AUGACAAAUGUUUUUUCCUAUGACACCAGCACCGCUGACAGCAUUGUCUCUGGAGUAAACCUACCCAGCGACUUCCUUCAUAUACCCAGUCAUGAACUGAAGAUACGAGACUACGAAAGAGACCGAAAACGCCUGAUAGGUUGGGAGCUCCACUGUAGCACCCUUGCCGAAUAUUACCGCACGAAUCGUAUACCGAGAGGUCUGCGAUCAAGAUUAAGACCCACAUUAUUCUCCGACAAUACAGAAUUCUCCACACGUUUUGAAAAUAUUCUGAACAAAUGCUCUUUUGAUAUAAUUUUACUCACCCUAGAACAAUUACAGAAAUCAAUAGAGGAAUUAUCCAAGAAAAUUGAGAUUACAGAAACAACCUUAACCACAACAGCACCAGAGGAAGAUUGGAAAAAAGCCAAAGAAAGGAUUGAUAAACAACUGAGCGAAUAUAAGAAACACACAGAAUUGAACAAGCGACAAAAAUUCGUACGCGACGCGGAGGAUUAUCGUCUGGACAACGUCUACCGAUGGAAAAGGAACCCACAGCAUAAUCCGUGGGACAACAGAUACCAACAUUAUUCCGGCUCUUCAUCCGAUAGUGACCGAUCAGGAAACUACAAACGUCCAGCUCAUUUUUUAGGGAACCGACGGAGAGGACGGGGACCAGGACCAGGCGCACCAGGAGAGGCGGGAGGAGACGGUCAAGGAAGCCAAGUACAGACCAGAUCGCAGACCCGUUGAUAUUACGACCUGCGAGGAUUUAAGACCACUGAGGAAGGCCGUGAAAGGCCGAAACGUCUGGUCGUUUUCUUCUAUGCCCAUAGCUGUGAUUAGUGCACCGGAACUCUAAUUAUG